This is a messenger RNA of Caretta caretta (loggerhead turtle), 1802 nucleotides long. RefSeq lists its product as uncharacterized. NCBI's taxonomy places the organism in Eukaryota, Metazoa, Chordata, Testudines, Cheloniidae. The record is from RefSeq and is a predicted model, not a curated record.
GCGCUUGCUAAUAGCCAAGCCCCAUAGCUGGGUAGCCCAGCCCCAUGUCCCGAGCAUAUCAGCCCAUCUUACCUGCUGCCAGCAGGUACCUGCAGGAGAAAUGGGAUAAGGCAGCCUAUCGCCAACACAGGAACAAGGUGGAUUCAGCUUCCCCAGCCGUGGACACCCAGGGACUGCAGCCCCCCAGCCACCUGCAACUCAACCUGAAAAGGAGGCAGCUAGACAGAGAGCGCCAGGCCGUUAGAGAAAGAGACGACCGCAUUCACUCGGCCAGGCUGGUCGCCAUUGCGCAGUCCAGGGGGCGACUGGACAACUGGAACAGCUACAGUGUACGCAGGUCUGUGCCGCUGGCGGGGCAUGGGGCCGGCAUUAAGAGCUGGGAAUGGCUGGGGGGGCAGGAUCCGAGGGACAAAGGGACCCCUGAGUGGAGAGGAGCCAGCCAGUUCCCCCACCCAGUAACAUCAUCUCAGCCCCUCCCCUGGGUCUGUUUGGACAAGGAAGCGGCCCAUGAGCCAGGACUGGCAGCAGGUGCCAACUAGCCCCAUAGUGGGCCACGCCCCCUCGCCCUGUAACUUGCUCAAAUGUGUCUGGAUAUUUCAGUCCCUGCAACAGGGGUCCCGAGUCAGCCAGGAAAUCUGGGGCAGAGCAGGGGACAGCCCGUGAGAGCAGCUCAGAGCCUGAGGACAUGCUCCAAAGGGCCUGGGGUAGCCCCGUGGGCUGGGACACUUAAAACUAGAUCGGCUGGAGCUACGGCUGAAGUGCUGGAGGGUGCAAGUCCCGCCCGCUCCGAGCCUCUCUGGGGCCUAGGCUGUGUGAGCCCAACAGACAGGUCUGUCCAGUUGUCUCCUCAGCAGCAGCGCGUGGGGAGAGAUGGACCCGAGCCAGUACCCCAAGCUGGGACCCCCAUGUGGUUCCGGGAUUUGUCAUCCACAGCCAGGCUCUGGUGUGACUCAGACUCAUUGCUGCUCUGGAGGGGGGCAGAAAGGAGCAAGCUGGGCAGAACAUUCAGGCAUCCCUGCAGCGAGCGCUGAAUGCAGAGGGAUCCCAUCACUCUGCCCCAUAUGCCCCAUCCACCCUCUCCCCAGCUUCCCCCUGCCAUUCCCUACAGGAGACCCUUCAACAUCUUAGUGCUGCUCAGGCCAGCCACAGUAGUGCCUGUCCUGCUGUCUGCCCAGACUCCACUGCAUUUCUAACAUCCACCAGAUACAAAACCACAAUUGGCCCUAGAAUUGGCCAUGAAAGGUCCAAACCACCCCUUGCUUCUCUCUCCCCCAUCCUCCUCCUCUGUCCCUGUCCCAGGCUUCUUCCCUGGCUGCUUGGGAAGGGUUGUGUGAAGAAGUGGAAACUUCUGGGAUUGGUCUGAUUCCCUGCAGCAGGGAGUUCCACCACUUGAGCCACCCACUGGCCACACUCCACCCCCUGGCUCCCAGCUGUCUGAUGGGCCAUGGCUGGAGAGUGGGGUGCAGUGCCUGGCCCCAUCCCACAGGGCUCCCAGGUGCUGAGCAGGAUGAUGGAGGAUGGGCGGGGCUGGGGAAGUCUGUGUGGGAUGGACAGAGCUCCAUUUGCCCCAGCUGGGCUUGCUGGAGCUGAGGGAGGGCCUGGAGAAACUGGGGGUGGGAGAUGGGGCCUAUAGGCCCCAGCUGGCAUCUGGUGGAUUGAUUGGGCUGGCCCCCCUGCUUGUCUCUGCCCAGCAAAAGGCAAGGGCAGGGGGACCCCACAUCAGGGAGAAUGCUGGACCUGAGGCUAUUGAGUAAGAGCUGCUGCUGGCCCAGUAGCAUCGGGGAGGGACCUAGAGGUGGGGG